AUGCAAGGAGACGGCACUAUGACAGGUUUCACCGACGGGGAAGAAGUGUGGGAAGACGGUCUGUUGAACCACCAGUACCAAAGGUUAAAAUACCAGUACCAAAGCUUGAAGUACCACUGCCAAAGGUAGAAAUACCAGUGCCUGAAGUGGUGGUGCCAGCACCAGAGAUGGUGGAACCAGCAGGCGAUGUGUUAAGUUUAACGCCUGGGUCAGCUUUCAGUCCCGUUCAAGAGGAGAUUCUGAGGGCCCGUUUACGAACUUUCGAAAUCCGGAUAACUCAAGCCUGAGGUGAUAAUUAAUCAUUCCUCAACUAGCUAUAAUUACUAAAACAUCUGGACUUUCCGGGCUUAUCCUUUCCGGAUAAGUUUGGAGGGUUGGAGGCUGCCUCGGGCACAAUAGCUCACAGCAUGGUGUCAACUGACCUUACUUUUAUGAGAAAUCUAUUCAGAUUAAACACUUGAGUCUGCAAUUUCUUUUCGUCCAUGCCUUCGUCCAGUGACAUCGCUAGAGUAGUCCUCUCUUUAUAAAUUAUUAUAUUAUCAAAUUUUUAAGCCGAAUAUUAAGUUUAUUUUACAACGAUAUACUCCUGAACACAAUGGCUGCAGCUGAGCAGUGUGGGUGGACUGACGAAUCAACCCAAACGUUAAUCAGCAUAUGGGGAACGACAUCCAUACAAGAUGGUUUUGAUGGAACCCGACGGAACAACUCCGUUUAUAAAGAAAUCGCACAGAAGAUGCGGGAAAUGGGUUACAACUUUACACACGCACAGAUAGUAACCAAAUGCAAGAAUCUGCGCAAAAAAUACACCCAGGAAAAGGACUCCAAUGGAAAGUCAGGAAACCCCCCAACAGAAUGGCCGUAUUUUGAGAUGCUGAACGACAUUUUUGGCGAUAGACCCAUUUCUUGUCCACCACACACAAUUGACACGUCGUUGUCGGCUCUGAACACCAGUGGUAGUAGUAGUUCGUCAACUGAAAUGAUGGCUAACCUAGAUCUAAGUGGGAGUGAUGUUCCAGAGUCUACCCAAGGUGGUGCUAGUGCCAGUUCUGUUGAUGCAGACUUAUGGAGGGGUGCAGGAUCAACAGUCUCAAAGCGAAAACGAAAUGGUUCUCCACUGAAAAAGAGAGGCAAAAAAAACAAAACAAAAGCAGACACCAUAGUAUCAGGGAUCAGCAACAUGCUGGAAGAAUCUACUAAGAAGUUUGAGGAGAGUUUCUUCCAACAGCAGCAGUUGAUGUUGACAGAGCAGUUUAAAAUGGAAGAGGAAAUGCAAGAGAGGUAGGCACAAAGGGCACAUGAACGUCAGAUGGAAU
Molecule: messenger RNA, 1313 nt
Organism: Anneissia japonica
Lineage: Eukaryota; Metazoa; Echinodermata; Crinoidea; Comatulida; Comatulidae
Product: zinc finger and SCAN domain-containing protein 29-like
Exons: 5
Coding region: 596-1282 (228 amino acids)
Biological process (GO): positive regulation of DNA-templated transcription
Cellular component (GO): nuclear body
Source: RefSeq, a predicted model, not a curated record